Molecule: messenger RNA, 1617 nt
Organism: Polypterus senegalus (gray bichir)
Lineage: Eukaryota; Metazoa; Chordata; Cladistia; Polypteriformes; Polypteridae
Gene: epoa
Product: erythropoietin a
Exons: 5
Coding region: 454-1059 (201 amino acids)
Cellular component (GO): extracellular region
Molecular function (GO): hormone activity; erythropoietin receptor binding; cytokine activity
Source: RefSeq, a predicted model, not a curated record
UGCUGACUGAGAUUUAUAAAGAAAAAAAGCGAAGGUUACUCCUGCCACCCAAUUAUUUGCAGCUGGAGCCUUAACGCAUCAAUUCUGGCUGAGAUCAAGAACCCAUUAGCUAUCGGACAGAGGACGACCUCUGCAGAAGGACAUACGCGAAGUGAGAUCUGUGAAAUAUUAACUUUGUCGUCUUCACAAUGUGCUUCGGCACUCUGCUUUAAAUGGUUACAGGAGGUAACGGUCUGACCGGCAACUGAGGAGAAAAAUGCAAUAAGAGUGCAACAGAGAAACUCCACAUGCAACUUGCGAACAUUGGAUACAUAGCAAGCAGUUUUUUUGUAAUUGUCUGUUUUUAUUUUAUUUUUUUUUACAAAAUAAUUUGGAUGCUUACCGUAUGAUCAUUUUAAACGAAAAUUGACGAACAAGAUCAGAAUUAAAGUUUUCUACAUGAAAUAAUCCCCAAUGGGAAAUAGAUGCACCAAUGGACGAUCCAGCAACGAAAUUCUAGAUUAUGAAGAUUCGGAUAUGGGGAUAUCCAGAUUUGUUGCACUGUUAUUAAUGAUUUUGGGAUACACAAAACCUGGAAAAUCUUCUCCUUUACGCCCCAUCUGUGAUAUUAGAGUUAUGGAUCAAUAUAUUAAAGAGGCAAAAGAUGCUGAAAAUGCUAUGAAAGGCUGUAAAGAAGAAUGCAUCCUCCCAGAACCACUUACACUUCCUGUAAUGAAUCUAAACUACAUGGAAUGGGAAUCAAAAGAUAACAAGAUAAAAGAGGAGGAAGUACAAUCGGGGCUCUCACUGCUAAAACAAGCAAUUCUCAUAGCACGAGAAAAAGUGACAAGUAGUGUUCCUUUGGAAUUCAUAGAAGCAGCCUACAGAAACAUAAGGAAUAUUGGACAGAUCCUUAAAAGUUUAAAUAUUCAGGAAUUCACUAGUCCAGUGUCACAACGCAGCAAAACUAUAGCUGUCAGAACUCUUAGUGAACUUUUUCGUGUUCAAGCAAGUUUCUUGCGUGGUAAAGUAAGGUUGCUUUUGAUUUCUGCUGAGGCAUGCAGGAAGGAGAAAAGCUGAGAGGCAGCAACCUUGGUUAAAAUCAUUCCCUGGAAUGGACACAGAGCUGCACAUAGACAGUAGUGGACUAUGCAAUAUGUUGAUUUAAUCAUUCAUCUGGAAAGGUCAAAUAACAGUGUUAAGAAGUGAAAUAUUUUCUCACAUAGCUGGGAAAAUAUACUGUGGUCAUCCUCAUCCUGUUACAAUGGAAUCCACACUGGAACCUUCUGGACACACAGCACAAGAAAAGCCUGAUUGUACAGGCAGCCAGAUAUGCAGGAAGCCCAAAUAUCACUCCUAUCACUUGGAUUUAGACUGAAUGGAAUUAUCGGGGUUUGGUUGGUUGGUGAGUAAAAAACAGAUUUGUGAACUUUUUGUGUUUUUUUUUUUCUUUUUAGAUAACAUUGUAGCCAGUCUAAAUAUUGGCUAAUGUUGCCUCACAUCCUAAAACUCUGCAUAAGCAUGAGAAACUUGGUUUUGUUAUGGCAAAACAAACACAGCCUGUUAAAUAGGAAUUUUAAGCACUUUUUAUUUAUUUGUAUUUAUACUUGCAAUUUUACUAAUAAAUCUUGUGUUACU